GGCGACGGGGCUAGGAGCAUUUUCAGAAUUUACACUAUUGCCUGCUAUUGCUCCUAUUGCUACUCACGAGCGCAGAUGUCCUAAACUUGUAAACUGCUCCGAAAUGUCACUGCGAUUUUCUUGGAACUGGAGCAGUCACAUACUGCGACGUUGGUGGAGCUGUGACAAAGUAGCGGACUGCGAUUUCACAACCCACCUCUACUUGACACUUCUUCUUGUAUUUAUUAUUUUAUGGCCACGACUUCAGGACUAAAUUAAUUAAAUUAAUCUGAAAUCAUUUUCGUUAGUAUAUUCUGUGCCUGAAAUUAACUACUACAAACUGCUAAAAACAAUGGAAGGAUUAUUAUUAAUAAAAGAAUGCAAGUAUUGCCACGAAAACUUAAAAUCUUGUCUAGAUGAAGGAAUUGAAUGUAUUGUAUGUAAUUCUAAUGUCCAUGCUGGUUGCCUUAAGCGGGGCUCAGUCCCUGGUGGAUUACACGGAGACCUAUUUUAUAAUUUUACUUGCCAAGAAUGUUCAGAUAUAGGCAGCGAAAAGUUUGUUAGGCAGAAGUUGUCUUGGCUGCAAGUCAUCACAUUGUCUUUGUAUCAUUUGGGGACAAAAAGUGCUGGUUUAGCGCGAAAUGGGUUCUUUCAUUGGCGGGAUCAUAUAGUGGCAUUCAUUGAUCGAAAUUGGGAUAUUCUUUUCCCAAAUGAAAUCAAACGCAAAAAAAAGUGGAUUGGUACAGUUGCAGGAAGGUUGUCUCAUUACAGCUCAUACUUAUUUCUAUCUGGAGGAAAAACAGUUAUUAACAAAACAGCUUGGUGGACCCUUAUGUACCCCAAAAUUACACCCUUAGUUUUAUCUAACAUCUACAAUGUAAUGAAUUUAGAAAAGCAAAAGGCUAAAUCAAGGAAUGAAAAAAGAGUUACAUCAGAUGCUGAGAGUUUUGAUGCUCUUCUAAAGCAAUAUGUUCCUGAUGAAAAUCUUACUAAAAAAUUUGAUAUAUCAAGAAGGCACAUAAACAGUAUAGAAAAUAUUGAUGAGGUUGAUAAUCAAACAGAAAAAAAGAAGCAAAAAAGUAUUAAAAGAAAAAUUCUGUUACCUAAUUAUAAAGACCUUCCAAAAAAAUUAAUGAAAUUCACUCCUAUUUCAUCAUUGACAGAAGAGCCUGUUUUUUAUGAUAAUCCCUCUGAGCAAAUACCAAUCCAGAAAAGUCAGAAUGGGCCUUCAAUGAAGCCAUUAAAGUUAUUGGAUCCUAUGUGUUAUUACAAUACAUCCCUAAAUAAUAUUUCAAGAAUGAAGAUGCAAAAAAUGCAUGUAAAACUUACAGGAAAUAUAAGAAAGGAGAUAACACUCUCUCCGUAUAGUGGUAUAUAUUUAAAACCUUACAUCAGAAGAGAUGUAGAUACUUUUCCCUCAUGGUUAAAAUUAAUGGCAGAAAUACAGCUGACCGCCAACAAAACCGAUCCAGAAUUUAUUUUGAAUCCUAGAGCUCCAAUAGACUAUACGUAUGUUCAACCUGAACAUAUUCCUGCUAUAAAUAGUUUGUGCAAUCAAUUUUUCUGGCCUGGGAUUGACUUAACUGAAUCUCUGCAAUAUCCAGAUUUUAGCUGCGUGGCUUUGUACAAGAGACUUAUAAUAGGUUUUGCCUUUUUAGUUCCUGAUGUUAAGCAUACAGAGAAUUAUAUUUCCUUUGUAUUCACAAGACCAGGAUGGAGGAAUUGCAGUAUAGCCAAAUUUAUGGUGUACCAUCUAAUACAAACAAGUUUGGGACGAGAUAUCACGCUUCAUGUCUCAAUCAACAAUCCAGCUUUAUUUUUGUAUCAGCAGUUUGGAUUUAAAGUUGAAAAUGUGGUUUUAGAUUUCUAUGAUAAGUAUUUUAGAACUGACGUGCAGGACUCUAAACAUGCUUUCUUUUGUCGUUUAGAACGCUAAGAAUAUUUUAUAAAAUAAAACCCUUUUUUUGGAAC
Messenger RNA from Sitophilus oryzae (rice weevil), 1950 nucleotides. RefSeq names its product cysteine-rich protein 2-binding protein (gene Atac2). Gene Ontology annotation, molecular function: acyltransferase activity, transferring groups other than amino-acyl groups. The transcript has 9 exons. The record is from RefSeq and is a predicted model, not a curated record. Lineage: Eukaryota; Metazoa; Arthropoda; Insecta; Coleoptera; Curculionidae. The coding region runs from base 332 to 1915 and encodes 527 amino acids.